GUUGAUUUCUACUGUUUAUUGUUUGCGGCGCCCCGCACCCGUUGUGAACUUAAAACUCGAAAAUUUCAAAAAAACAUAAAAUCACGCCGUUUACGAACCCACCAAUUCGUCCGGUCUCACUUGCGGCGGUGAUUCGCGUUAUCCGUUCGAAUCGAACCGCUCCCAAUCGUUCGUAUUUCCCCAUAAAAAUGUCGAAGAUCUUUACAAUGGCUACCUCCGCGUCCCCCCGAAAGACUUCGAAUUGACAGUGGAAAAUGUUCACGUGAUUUUUAAACACUCGACUUGAAAAUAAACAAUUCUGUUUAUGUUGUUCUCGGUUGAAUUUUCGAUUUUCUUUUCAUAGUAAUGAAUGCUGAUAAUCAAAAUGUUUUGUCCACAGUGCACGGCACCUCGAAUUCGGAGCAGGGUUCAUCGCAAAGGAGUCCUGCUACUACCUCUGUCCCUACAGACUUGAGAGUCAAUACGACAGCCCUUAAUGCUGUUGCUUUAAGUAAUGUGGCCAAAUACUGGGUGUUGACUAAUUUAUUGCCAGGACCAAUACCUCAAGUGUCUGUGUAUGGUUUGCCCGGAACGAGCAGGGAAUCGCAGGGAAAAAUAUCGCAAGAUACUGUACUCAGCCAACACAGUUUUCUUCAACCCGAUCCGCUUCUCAUACAGCAACACAGCCAAAUUCCGGUCAGUAUAGCAACAUCACAAGGAAACUUGGGGCUAACUUCAAGCGGAGUUCACAUAGACAAUGCUCAUAAUAUUUCCGGCCAUUCCAACGAAAAUUUAUCUUCACAGAACCCUAACCAUCUCUCUAGAGAUAUGAGAGUGCCUCACUCCCAUCAUCAAAAUCAAUCCCAACAACAACCACAACAACAACAACAACAACAACAGCAGCAGCAACAACAACAACAACAACAGCAGCAGCAACACCAUCAGCAGAAUCAACAAAAUAUGGUUCAGGUCCAAGUGCAGGACAAUUUAGUAUCGGUAAUAGAAGACAACAAGGAUCAAAAGGACAUAAUUUCCGCUCAAUUGCAAGCUGCUCAGUUGCAAAUCGCCGAGAACCACAUAAACCAGCAGAGUUUGAGCGUGCAACAGCUGCAGCACCUUCAAGUCCAGCAGGUCUUGGAAAACGUGGUGAGACUGGAGAAUUCGGUGGAAAACAACCAGAAUCAGUCGAACAACCAGGAUCACCAGGAUUCCCUUACCGAAACUAUUCAAAUAGUUAAAGAUGAAAAAGCCUUUACCAACUGCAAGUUAGUGUCAGGUGCCCAAUUCGGGCUGCAGGAUCUCAAAGGAAACUUGAUGGACGUGCGAACUGCCGAUGGGAGUAUAGUUAAAAUACAGACCAACAUGCAGGAACAAGAAAUCGUAAAGACUCUCGGAGUAGAUAUCGUCAAUAACAUGUAUAAAGUGAACGUCGACGAUUUAAAUCAACUGUUGGCUUAUCAUGAGAUAUUUGGAAAGCUGCAGGGUAGUCAAAGUACCGACUUAUCGACGAGCAGUCCAACAGUUAGCCAAAACUCCAACAACCUGAACAUAACGAAUUCCAACAUAAUCAUCGCCAAAGACGAACAAGAACCAUCCACCAGCAACAUAAACAACGACAACAAUCUACCUACGGUCGUCGCGACGCACGGCUGCGAUCUAUGCGGGAAAAUGUUCCAGUUCCGUUACCAGUUGAUCGUGCACCGACGUUACCACACGGAGAGGAAACCGUUCACCUGCCAGGUGUGCGGCAGGGCCUUCAUCAACGCGCAGGAAUUGACGAGGCACGGCAAGUGCCAUCUCGGCGGCAGCAUGUUCACGUGCGCCGUUUGUUUUCACGUGUUCGCCAACGACGCCUCGCUGGAGAGGCACAUGAAGCGCCAUUCGACGGACAAACCGUACGCUUGCAGCAUCUGCUCGAAAACGUUCGCCAGGAAAGAGCAUUUGGACAAUCACACGCGUUGCCAUACCGGCGAAACGCCUUAUAGAUGUCAGUAUUGUACCAAGACUUUUACGAGAAAGGAACACAUGGUGAACCACGUGAGAAAGCAUACCGGGGAGACUCCGCAUCGGUGCGAAAUCUGCAAGAAAUCGUUUACUAGAAAGGAGCACUUCAUGAAUCACGUCAUGUGGCAUACGGGGGAAACCCCGCAUCAUUGCACUAUAUGCGGUAAAAAGUACACUCGGAAGGAACAUUUGGCCAAUCAUAUGAGAAGUCACACCAACGACACGCCUUUUAGAUGCGAAAUAUGCGGUAAAUCGUUCACCAGAAAAGAACACUUUACGAAUCACAUAAUGUGGCAUACCGGCGAAACGCCCCAUCGAUGCGACUUUUGCUCAAAGACCUUUACGAGAAAAGAGCAUCUUUUAAACCACGUGAGGCAGCACACGGGCGAAUCGCCGCACCGUUGCGGCUUCUGCGCCAAAUCCUUCACCAGGAAAGAGCAUUUGAUCAAUCACGUCAGGCAACACACAGGAGAAACGCCGUUUAGGUGUAAUUUCUGUCCGAAAGCAUUCACUCGAAAGGAUCACUUGGUGAACCACGUCAGGCAACACACCGGAGAAUCUCCUCACAAAUGCACGUUUUGCACCAAAUCCUUUACGAGAAAGGAACAUUUGAACAAUCACGUGCGACAGCACACAGGCGAAUCCCCGCACAGGUGUCAUUUUUGCUCGAAAUCUUUCACGAGAAAGGAACAUCUCACGAACCACGUUCGGAUCCACACGGGCGAAUCUCCGCACCGCUGCGAAUUCUGCCAGAAAACGUUCACCCGCAAGGAGCAUCUGACCAACCACCUGAGGCAGCACACCGGCGAAACUCCGCAUUGUUGCAACAUUUGCUCCAAACCGUUCACCAGAAAAGAGCAUUUGGUGAAUCACAUGCGAUCGCACACCGGCGAACGGCCCUUCGCUUGCAACGAGUGCGGCAAAUCGUUUCCGCUCAAAGGGAAUCUGUUGUUCCACCAGCGGUCGCACAACAAAGGCGUCGGCGCCGAAAGGCCGUUCAGGUGCGAUCUCUGCGAGAAGGACUUCAUGUGCAAGGGCCACCUGGUGUCGCACAGGCGGUCGCACAACAACGACAGGCCGCACGUUUGCUCCGAUUGCGGCAAAGCUUUCGUGGAAAAGGGAAAUUUACUGCGCCACUUGAAGAAGCACAACACCGACAACGCCGCCGCCCCGUUGACGGCGCAAGGUGGCGCUUCGGCGCAGAAUCAACAAGCCGCCGCGACGGCUAACAUUCAAAUUCCUCAGGUGCACGUCAGCCAAGGGCAGCAGCUCCAGCAGAACGCGGCUAAUAGUUUGGUUCAAACGCCCCAUUUGCAGAUGCAUCCGCCCAACAGCCAUUCGGUCGUGCCAACUGCUAAUACAAACGUGCUGACUUAUUAGGCCCUAUAACCUGGGUCCGUUAACAGCAGACAGUAGAUAUUGAAUAUGUCACGUUUACCUAGCUUACUCGAAUACUAAUUGGUCUAGGUUAACGUGAAACAAUUACCAAUCAUUCUUUAUAAAUUGCAGAUGAAUCGUAAUAUUAAUUUAGUGGGCUAUUUUUUUGUAUAUAUUAUUUUUUUUAAUAUCUAAUCUGUUAACGAACUCAGGUUUGAACUGCCAUAUUGUGUGAUAUAUGUAGAUAUUGUUAAAAGAGUAAUUUUAAUUAUGGAUCAGUAUUUCGAAAGUUUUAUUGAGAGCAAACGGUGACAUACGCGCGAACGUUAGGUAUGUCGCUAUAGUUAAAUCCUAGUGAGGAUAAAUUAAAAAUAACUAAUUAGUUGCGUAAUUUAAAAGCGAUAUGUAAUGUAGGAAUAACGAAUUAGCCGGAAUUAAUUGAAUUGAAAUGUCGAAUUUUAUUUAUUUUUUUAACGGUUUUUUUAAAUGAAUACUUUAUUUUUUUUUAGCAUAUAUGUCGCUCUCUAAUUUUGAUAUUGAAUCUACUUAGUUUGUGCAAUAUGAAAUUAUUUCAUUCUUAUUCAUAUUUUAUUUCGAUGGCGAAUAAAAACCAAGAGGGAACAAUUUGAUUAAAGUAUUUUUGAUUCAUAUCGUAUGGAUGUUACGAAUCGUUGUAUAUUUUGUAAUUUUCGAAUUUAGCUUUAAACGAAUUGUAAAAAGUCUUUUUAUGGCGAUUACUACAUAGAAACCGUUUGUAGAAUUAGAUCAAGAAAUAUUUUUUAAGUCGAAAAAUGCAUAUUUUUAAUUUAUAGAUUAUGUACAGGAGAAUUAAAUCAUUU
Molecule: messenger RNA, 4199 nt
Organism: Phyllotreta striolata
Lineage: Eukaryota; Metazoa; Arthropoda; Insecta; Coleoptera; Chrysomelidae
Source: the annotation of a GenBank genome assembly